This is a messenger RNA of Rosa rugosa (rugosa rose), 603 nucleotides long. Its product is annotated as DNA damage-repair/toleration protein DRT102-like. NCBI's taxonomy places the organism in Eukaryota, Viridiplantae, Streptophyta, Magnoliopsida, Rosales, Rosaceae. The transcript has a single exon. Bases 1 to 603 code for a protein of 200 amino acids. Gene Ontology annotation, molecular function: isomerase activity. Gene Ontology annotation, biological process: carbohydrate metabolic process. The record is from RefSeq and is a predicted model, not a curated record.
AUGAACUCAACCAAAAUUCACAUCCUAGAAAUUAAAAAUCAAAAUCAAAUCCCAGCAGUGGCUCGCUCAACAUCGACGUCGAGGACCUUGGCACUUCCUCCUACUACUCCAUCACCGUUGCGUCUCCUCCUCGCCGCCAACACCAAAACUCGCGGACUUAUCGCAUGCAGCACCGGCGUCGGCAUUGCGACCUUAGCCAACAAGUUCCCCGAAGUCUGCGCGGCCGCGUGUCUCUCCCCAUCCGACGCCCUCGACGCCCAGCUCCAACGUCCUCCUGUCUCCGGCAUGUCCACGGAGCCGGAAUCCGCCAUCGAGAUCGUCGACACGUGGCUCAACGCUCCCUUCAAAGUGCCCAGUCCUGCGUCGAAGUCGAAACCUUGGCCGGAAAUUGGAGCUGAUUCUGAUUUGAAGGAGAGCUCUUGUUCCAUCUGCUGUUUGGUGAAGAAUCGAAAUUUGAAUCCGAUUGAUAUAAUUUCGGGUCAUUCAAUGAAGAUACUGAGUUCUUUAUCAAGUGGGAUGGGAAAUGGGAUAUGUUAUUUGAUGAAGAUCUCAAGGCUGCGAACAAGGCUAUUGAUCAAGAAAUUGGAGAAUGGGGGUAAGUGA